Populus euphratica (Euphrates poplar) is the source of this 876-nucleotide messenger RNA. RefSeq names its product FANTASTIC four-like protein (DUF3049) (gene FAF1). Lineage: Eukaryota; Viridiplantae; Streptophyta; Magnoliopsida; Malpighiales; Salicaceae. The record is from RefSeq and is a predicted model, not a curated record. Bases 1 to 876 code for a protein of 291 amino acids. The transcript has a single exon.
AUGUCCUCCUCAAGCUCCUGUCCAGGUCUCCAAUCAUGCCUAGAGCCGGUCUCCCUUGUAGAACCACGUGUUUUGAGGAUCAAAUUGGCUCCAUCCAAAUCCAAUGAUUCUCGCUCCUCAACAAGUGGCAAGCCUUUCGUCACUGACUCAGACAAAAUUGCUGACAUGGGCGGCUGGAGUUUCCUCCAGUCUAUUGCUAACAGUACCUCUCAGACCACCAAAGAGAACGACAAAGUCUACGUCCCUCCGAAUUUUAAGCGCUCUUCUUCUAUGCUCAGCGAAAAGAGCCUGGAAAUGUGUACCGAAAGCUUGGGGAGCGAAACUGGCAGCGAGAUGAGAGAAAACAGCGACGACGUGGCUGUCCUUCCAUUAGAAAAUGUGAAUUAUGAGACCAGAGAAGCACCAAAAUCGCGCGAAGGAAGAAGAACGAGUCGAAGUGUUAGCUUCCCACCUCCUUUGAGCUCGAUUAGUGGCUCCAACAAUGUCCGAGUGAGGCCCCACCGAGAAGGUGGAAGGCUAGUCCUGGAAGCAGUGACCAUCUCUUCUUGCCAGGUUUAUUUACAUGCAGAGAGAACCGAUGGCCGGCUCCGGCUACAUUUGAUGAAUCACUGCUCUUCUAAUAACUUUGACAAUGAAGAGGAAGAAGCAGAGUCUGGUGAGGAAAUUGUAGUUGAAGAAGACGGUGAUGAUGAUCAAAGUGGAGAUAAUGAAGCUGAGGGUGGUGUUGGUAUUUGGGGAGAGGAGUUGGAGGGAAGUAGUGUAAAUACUGGUGGUGAAAUGGGGAUGGGGAACUUGGCUAGACCAAGAAGGUGCAAGGAAGGUGGGAGCAGCAGCAAAAGCUUGCUUAAUUGGGAGCCAUUUUGGGUGGCUACUUGA